Melospiza georgiana is the source of this 2343-nucleotide messenger RNA. RefSeq names its product ankyrin repeat and kinase domain containing 1 (gene ANKK1). The transcript is spliced from 8 exons. Gene Ontology annotation, cellular component: cytoplasm. The record is from RefSeq and is a predicted model, not a curated record. Gene Ontology annotation, molecular function: protein kinase activity; protein binding; ATP binding. Gene Ontology annotation, biological process: regulation of cell cycle process; protein phosphorylation. Lineage: Eukaryota; Metazoa; Chordata; Aves; Passeriformes; Passerellidae. Bases 1 to 2343 code for a protein of 780 amino acids.
AUGGGCACGGAGCGGGGCGGGCUGGGCAGCCUGACCGUGUUCAGCAGGGAGGAUUUCGAGGAUGAGUGGCUGCGAGUGGCCAGCGGGGGCUUUGGCCACGUGUACCAGGUGAAGCACAGGAGGUGGAGGACGGUCUACGCCGUGAAGUGCUCCCCGUACCUGCUGCAGGACUCCAGCAUGGACAGGACCAGCAUGAACUGUCUAAUGGAGGAGGCCAGCAAGAUGGAGAAAAUCAAAUUCCAGCACAUUGUCACCAUCUACGGGGUGUGCAACAGCCCCCUGGGGAUAGUGAUGGAAUACAUGGCCAGGGGCUCCUUGGAGAGAAUCCUCCCCACCCACAGGAUGUCCUGGCAGCUGAAAUUCAGGGUGAUCCAUGAGAUGGGCUUGGCCAUGAAUUUCCUGCACAGCAUGAGCCCUCCCCUGCUGCACCUGGAUCUGAAGCCAGGGAAUGUCCUCCUGGAUGGGAACAUGCACGUCAAGAUCUCCGACUUUGGGCUGUCCAAGUGGAUGGAGCAGUCCAGCAGGAUGCAGUACAUCGAGAGCUCAGCUCUGAGGGGCACCCUGAGCUACAUCCCCCCCGAAAUGUUCCUGCAGAACAGCAAGCCCCCAGGGAUCAAGUACGAUGUGUACAGCUUCGGCAUCGUCAUCUGGGAGGUGCUCAUGCAGAAAAAGCCUUACACAGGGGCCAACAUGAUGGCCAUCAUCGUGAAGGUGGCGGCGGGGAAGAGGCCGGGGCUGGAGCUCGUCAGGGACGACUGGCCCGGGGAGUGCCACCAGAUGGUGGACCUGAUGAAGAGGUGCUGGGACCAGGACCCCAAGCAAAGGCCCAGCUUUGCAGAUAUCCCUGUGGAGACCGACGUGCUGCUGGCUCUGAUCCAGAGCCUGGUGCAGGACCCGGAGAACGAGCGCCUGGUCAGGAAGAUGUCCCACAAACCGGCCAUCUCCAGGAGCCAGCAGGGUGACAAAGAGGAGUUCACCUUCCCCCGAGACACCAGGAGUGGGGGAAAGGACCCCCAGGAGGUUCCUGUCCCACCUCCACACGGGGAUGCUGGCACCCCUGAGGAGCUGUGCCCCGAGGAGCUGGGCAGGGUGCAGGAGAACGGCCUGACCCCGCUGCACCUGCAGGUGCUGCAGGGCCACGCGGCCAAGGUGCGCUCGCUGCUGGGCCGCGGGGCCGGCGCCAACGUCGCGGCGGGCGGCGGCUGCACCCCGCUGCUGCUGGCCGUGCAGCGCCGGCUCCCCGACAUCUGCGCCCUCCUCAUCGAGCACGGCGCCGACGUGGACGCGGCCGACGAGGACGGCUGGGGCCCGCUGCACUUCGCGGCCCAGCAUGGCGACGACCGCACGGCGCGGCUGCUGCUGGACCACCGGGCCCGCGCCGACGCCCAGGAGCGCGACGGGUGGACCCCGCUGCACCUGGCGGCCCAGAACAACUUCGAGAACGUGGCGCGGGUGCUGCUGUCCCGCCAGGCCGACCCCAACGCGCAGGAGGUGGACGGCAAGACCGCCCUGCAUGUGGCCGCGGGCUUCGGGCACGUGGGCCUGGUCAAGCUGCUGGCCAGCCAAGGGGCCGACCUGGAGAGGAAGCAGAAGAACCUCAGGACGCCGCUGCACGUGGCCGUGGAGAGGGGCAAGUUCAGGGUGGUGCAGUACCUGCUGAAGAACGGCAUCUCCGUCAACAGCCUGGACCAGAACCACUACAGCGCCCUGCACCUGGCCGUGGCCAGGGGCAAGUACCUGAUCUGCGAGAAACUCAUCAAGUACGGGGCCAACGUGGAGCUGAGGACGGACAAAGGCUGGACCCCCCUGCACCUGGCCUCCUUCAAGGGGCACAUCGAGAUCAUCCGGCUGCUGAAGGGCAGCCGCGCCCGGCUGGACGCCAAGGGCGGCAUGGACUGGACGCCGCUGCACCUGGCCACGCGCUACGGGGACGAGCCCGUGGUCAGCGAGCUGCUGCGCUGCGGGGCCGACCCCAACACGGCCGAGAGGUCCCGCUGGGCCCCCCUGCACUUCGCCGUGCUCAGGGGCUCCUUCCUCAGCGUCAUCAACCUCCUGGAGUGCCGCGCCGACGUCAACGCCAGGAACAAGGUGGGCCGGACCCCGCUGCACCUGGCCGUGCUCAAGGGCAACAUGGCCAUCGUCAAGACGCUGCUGAAGGCGGGGGCCCUGCUGGACGUGGAGGACAUCACGGGGUGCACGGCCCUGCAGCUGGCCGUGAGGCACCAGCGGGAGAGCAUCAUCACCCUGCUGCAGGGCAAGGAGGCCUUGGGGAGCAAAGCUGGGAGCAGGACUCUGAAUGAGGUGAAGAUGCCCAGGCUCAUCCCAGGAAGGACAGAUCUGUAA